Molecule: messenger RNA, 759 nt
Organism: Penicillium roqueforti
Lineage: Eukaryota; Fungi; Ascomycota; Eurotiomycetes; Eurotiales; Aspergillaceae
Product: BTB/POZ domain-containing protein
Exons: 3
Coding region: 1-759 (252 amino acids)
Molecular function (GO): protein binding
Source: RefSeq, a predicted model, not a curated record
AUGGAACUCACUUCCAACAGCGUCGAGGGCACUGAUCGGUUUGUCCAUCGACUUGGAAAUUUCCACCGUACAGGCAUCUUCUCCGAUCUCACAAUCUACACCGCUGACCAAGUUUUGAGCGUGCACCGAAUCGUAGUCUGCAGCAGAUCUGAGACUUUCUGCAGACAUUUCGCUGAUCUCUCCAGUGAGAGCGACGAGGAUGCUCAUGUAUUCGAAAUAAAGGACGAGCAUCCACGCGUCGUGGAAGCCAUGAUACGCUCCUUCUACGGACUACACUACGACAUCAACGAACCCGAGCACCAAAUGUGUCCCCUGUUGUUCAACGUCAAAGUAUACUCCAUUGCCGACAAAUUCGAGGUGGAAUAUCUCAAAGUUCAAGCAAAGCUAACAUUCGUCACUCUCGCUCAAGAUCACUGGGACUCGGUUGAAUUCUUGGUUGCUGCUUUCCAGGCAUACAAAACAACACCAAAGUUGGAUCGAGGUCUUCGGGAUGUGGUAGUAGCGGUUUGUCAGAUACACCGGAGGGAGCUGCGCGAGAAGAAGGGAUUCGAGAAACUGCUUGAAGAAGCCCCCGGCCUUGCUACCGAUCUCGUCCUUCUCUCGCAGAGGUGGUUGCCCCAGUCUGCAUCCACAAGGGUCCGUAUCGUCCAGUCUUUCUCUUGUUUGUCUUGCUUUGCGAAAUGGCAGAUCCAGGUGGACAUGGCAGAGUACUUCACUGCAUGCCCGUUUUGCCAGGAUGAGAGGGUUACGGCUCUUUGA